Messenger RNA from Puma concolor (puma), 3461 nucleotides. RefSeq names its product ankyrin repeat and IBR domain containing 1 (gene ANKIB1). Gene Ontology annotation, biological process: protein ubiquitination. Gene Ontology annotation, molecular function: zinc ion binding; protein binding; ubiquitin-protein transferase activity. NCBI's taxonomy places the organism in Eukaryota, Metazoa, Chordata, Mammalia, Carnivora, Felidae. The record is from RefSeq and is a predicted model, not a curated record.
UGCUCGGCGCGAGAGGCUGAGGCGGCCACGGCGUUGGCAGAACUGCAGAGCUUCGGGGUCCACCUGACCCUUAUCCUCAGCCCGGGAAGUAACCAAUGUGAAACAUGUUGCAGAAACAUUUAAGAAGUGGCUGAACGGGGAAGGAAAAAAGUGCCACUGCCUAUCAAAAAAAAACAAAAGAAAACAUGGGAAAUACAACCACCAAAUUCCGUAAAGCACUUAUCAAUGGUGAUGAAAACCUGGCCUGCCAAAUAUAUGAAAACAACCCUCAACUAAAAGAAUCCCUUGAUCCAAAUAUAUCUUAUGGAGAGCCCUACCAGCACAAUACUCCGUUACACUAUGCUGCUAGACAUGGAAUGAAUAGAAUACUAGGGACUUUUCUUUUUGGUAGAGAUGGAAAUCCAAAUAAACGGAAUGUGCACAAUGAAACAUCUAUGCAUUUGUUGUGUAUGGGACCUCAAAUUAUGAUAUCUGAAGGAGCCCUUCAUCCUCGCUUAGCACGCCCGGCAGAAGAUGAUUUCAGAAGAGCAGAUUGUCUGCAGAUGAUCUUAAGAUGGAAAGGAGCAAAACUUGACCAAGGCGAAUAUGAGAGAGCAGCUAUUGAUGCUGUUGAUAACAAAAAAAACACACCCCUACACUAUGCUGCUGCCUCAGGGAUGAAAACCUGUGUAGAGCUUUUAGUAAAACACGGAGGAGACUUGUUUGCUGAGAAUGAGAAUAAAGAUACUCCUUGUGAUUGUGCUGAAAAGCAGCACCACAAAGAUUUGGCCCUCAAUCUGGAAUCACAAAUGGUAUUCUCACGAGAUCCUGAAGCUGAAGAAAUAGAAGCUGAAUAUGCUGCGUUAGACAAACGAGAGCCAUAUGAAGGAUUAAGGCCUCAAGAUCUUCGUAGAUUGAAAGAUAUGCUUAUUGUGGAAACUGCAGACAUGCUUCAGGCUCCACUGUUUACUGCUGAAGCUUUACUUCGAGCUCAUGACUGGGACAGGGAGAAAUUACUUGAGGCUUGGAUGUCCAACCCAGAGAACUGCUGCCAACGAUCAGGUGUUCAAAUGCCAACUCCACCACCGAGCGGGUAUAAUGCCUGGGAUACGCUCCCUUCUCCAAGAACUCCAAGGACUACACGUUCUUCUGUCACCUCUCCAGAUGAAAUAAGUUUAUCUCCUGGGGAUUUGGACACCAGUUUGUGUGACAUUUGUAUGUGCAGUAUUUCUGUAUUUGAAGACCCAGUGGAUAUGCCCUGUGGACAUGACUUUUGUAGAGGAUGUUGGGAGUCAUUUUUGAAUCUGAAAAUUCAAGAAGGUGAAGCUCACAACAUUUUCUGCCCUGCAUAUGAUUGCUUCCAACUUGUGCCUGUGGAUAUCAUAGAAAGUGUAGUUUCUAAGGAGAUGGACAAACGAUACCUACAGUUUGAUAUUAAGGCCUUUGUUGAAAAUAAUCCUGCCAUUAAAUGGUGUCCUACUCCAGGCUGUGAAAGAGCAGUCAGACUUACAAAACAAGGGUCAAAUACAUCUGGGUCUGAUACACUCAGCUUUCCCUUGCUCAGAGCUCCUGCUGUGGACUGUGGAAAAGGACACCUCUUCUGCUGGGAGUGCCUUGGUGAAGCACAUGAGCCUUGUGACUGCCAAACAUGGAAAAAUUGGCUACAAAAAAUAACUGAAAUGAAACCAGAAGAACUUGUAGGAGUUAGUGAAGCUUAUGAGGAUGCUGCCAAUUGUCUCUGGUUGUUAACGAACUCCAAGCCUUGUGCUAACUGUAAGUCUCCGAUACAGAAGAAUGAGGGAUGCAAUCACAUGCAGUGUGCCAAGUGCAAGUAUGACUUUUGCUGGAUUUGCCUAGAAGAAUGGAAAAAACAUAGUUCUUCCACAGGAGGUUAUUACAGAUGUACUCGCUAUGAAGUCAUUCAACAUGUGGAGGAGCAAUCCAAGGAAAUGACUGUGGAGGCUGAGAAAAAACACAAACGAUUUCAGGAACUUGACAGAUUUAUGCACUACUAUACAAGAUUUAAAAACCAUGAGCAUAGCUAUCAGUUAGAACAACGCCUUCUUAAAACAGCCAAAGAAAAGAUGGAGCAAUUGAGUAGAGCUCUCAAAGAAACUGAAGGAGGCUGUCCAGAUACCACUUUCAUUGAAGAUGCAGUUCAUGUGCUCUUAAAAACUCGACGCAUUCUCAAGUGUUCUUAUCCAUACGGAUUUUUCUUAGAACCUAAAAGCACAAAGAAAGAAAUUUUUGAACUCAUGCAAACAGACCUAGAAAUGGUCACUGAAGACCUUGCCCAAAAAGUCAAUAGGCCUUACCUUCGUACACCCCGCCACAAGAUCAUCAAGGCAGCAUGCCUUGUACAGCAGAAGAGACAAGAAUUCCUGGCAUCUGUGGCUCGGGGAGUUGCUCCUGCAGACUCACCAGAAGCUCCAAGGCGCAGCUUUGCUGGUGGAACAUGGGAUUGGGAAUAUUUAGGAUUUGCAUCACCUGAGGAAUAUGCUGAAUUUCAGUAUCGGAGGAGGCACAGACAACAACGCCGUCGAGGAGAUGUGCACAGUCUGCUCAGUAACGCUCCAGACCCUGAUGAGCCGAGUGAAAGCACUUUAGACAUCCCAGAUGGUGGCAGUGGCCGCAGGCCGGGUGCCUCUGUGGUAAGUUCCGCAUCUAUGAGCGUGCUGCACAGCUCUUCCCUACGUGACUACACCCCUGCCAGUCGCUCUGAAAACCAGGACUCUCUUCAGGCUCUGAGUUCCUUGGAUGAAGAUGAUCCCAAUAUACUUCUUGCAAUACAAUUGUCAUUGCAAGAAUCCGGGCUGGCCAUUGAUGAGGAAAAUAGAGACUUCCUCAAUAAUGAAGCAUCCUUAGGAGCGAUAGGCACCUCUUUACCUUCCAGACUAGACUCAGUCCCCAGGAACACAGAUAGCCCUCGGGCUGCACUGAGCAGCUCUGAGCUGUUGGAACUUGGUGACAGCCUCAUGAGAUUAGGAGCAGAGAGUGACCCAUUUUCAACUGACACUCUGAGUUCACACCCUCUCAGUGAGGCGAGAAGUGAAUUCUAUCCCUCAUCCAGUGACCCUGACUCAGCUGGCCAGGAUGCCAACAUCAAUGACAAUCUUCUUGGCAACAUCAUGGCUUGGUUUCAUGACAUGAAUCCUCAGAGUAUCGCCCUGAUUCCUCCAGCAGUUACAGAAAUCAGUGCAGAUCCCCAGCUCCCCUGUGUCAAAGAUGAAUCAGAAGGUAAGAGGGAUGUGGAGCUGGUGCCACCAGAAGAUUCAGUGUUUGAAGAUGCCGCGGUCAGUGAAGGUAGAGGAACCCAAAUAGAAGAAGAAAAUCCUUUGGAAGAAAAUACUCUGGCUGGAGAAGCAGCAUCUCAAGCUGGCAUUAGUAGUAAUGAGGCAGCCAACAAUGGGGAUGGUUCAGAUGCUUCAAGCCAAACACCUCAGACCUCAAGUGACUGGCUUGAACAAGUACAUUUAGUGUGA